AUCAAGCCAAACGCUCCUCCUGCAGCUGCGACUAAACUUUUCUCUUUGUUCCCGUGUGCACGGGUCCGACCCGACCCGGUCCACUAGGCGCGGUCCGGUCCGGUUCUGAAAGUUUGUGAGCAGAAGUUUGCGGAGCGGCGGAGCUCCGGGGAUCCGCUCGGUUGGACCCGAAGGUUACAUAAGAGCGGACAUAAAUCCUGAAUGAGCUCCGUGUCCGGCGCCGCUCCGCUCCGCGCGUAAACGCGCCGCAGAGUUCAGAUUCCAGCUGAAAAGCGAGGACGCACGGUUCUGACCCGGUUCUGACUGAGUGAAAAUGAAAGUUUGGAGCAGGUUUCCCCCCCUGGAUGCAUGCUCGGAGUAUUUUCCUGACUUUAGAGUGUGGAGCGUGAAGCCGCGCGUCCUGACGCUGAAUGGGAUGGAUGAUCGUGUGAGCGGCGGAAUGAAGCCAGCCUGCUGUAAAUAAGACUCCCCGGUCCUCUCUGUGGAUAUAAAGUGACUGAAGAACGGUGAUUUUUUUUUUUUUUUCAUGAGCUUCGGUUCUGGUUCGCGAACAGCUGAACCGAAGAGACGCGGAUGCUCGCCGCGCCGCCGCUCAUGGCGCGCUCCGGGCGGCCGCCGCUGCUGCCACCGCCGCCGCUGCUGCUGCUCGGGCUGCUGCUGCUGCGACUCUGCUGCGCCGUUACCGACGACCGGCUCAUCUCGGACCGGUACGCGGUCUACUGGAACAGCACCAACCCCAGGUUCUUCCGGGGCGACUACACGGUGGAGGUGGCGAUCAACGACUACCUGGACAUCUACUGCCCGCACUACGAGGCGCCGGAGCCGGCGGAGCGCAUGGAGCACUACAUCCUGUACAUGGUGAACUACGACGGCUACAUGAGCUGCAGCCACUACCGCAACGGCUUCAAGCGCUGGGAGUGCAACCGGCCGCAGAGCCCCAACGGGCCGCUCAAGUUCUCCGAGAAGUUCCAGCUCUUCACGCCCUUCAGCCUGGGCUUCGAGUUCAGGCCGGGACACGAAUACUACUACAUCUCGUCUCCACAUCCCAACCUGGCUGGGAAGCCGUGCCUGAAGCUGAAAAUCUACGUCAAACCGAGCAACGACUCCAUCUAUGAAUCUCCAGAGCCCUUCCUGACGGACGACACCACCGGCGGCAGCAGCCUGGCUCUGCCGUCCGCCAUAUUGCUCUCCCUCCUCCUCAUCCUGCUCCUCGCCUCCUCGUAGCACCUCCUCCUCUCCCUCCUGCUGCUGCCGGGACAGAUUUGGCAGCUCCCGCUCCCUGACCUCUGACCUUUUUCUGGACGUGGAUGAGGAGUCGGAGACCAGCAGCGGGAGGAACUGCGUCUGGAGUUUUUAAAAACUUUUCUUUUAAAAGAGCAAAAACUCUGUUUCAGAUCUGAACGCUGAGGCUCCACUGACCUCCAUGUUCACAGCUGGCUGGAUUUUACAGAUUUCAGGAAACUCUUUAAAACAAUCCAUUCAUUUUUUUAAAUAUCAUUUUGUUCAUUUUCAAGUUGAUGCCAAAGUUUUGUACAUCCGUUCUAUAAGCCCCGCUAAGGACAUACAAGUCGUUACUCUCCUAAAAUACAAUACAUUUUGAAACGUU
Messenger RNA from Xiphophorus maculatus (southern platyfish), 1606 nucleotides. It is a transcript of the gene efna2, whose product is annotated as ephrin A2. Gene Ontology annotation, cellular component: plasma membrane. The record is from RefSeq and is a predicted model, not a curated record. Gene Ontology annotation, biological process: ephrin receptor signaling pathway; osteoclast differentiation; axon guidance. Gene Ontology annotation, molecular function: ephrin receptor binding. Bases 574 to 1224 code for a protein of 216 amino acids. The transcript is spliced from 4 exons. Lineage: Eukaryota; Metazoa; Chordata; Actinopteri; Cyprinodontiformes; Poeciliidae.